UACGGGGAGAUGCACGAGAAGCUCUUCCAGCACCAGCGGGAAGGCGUUGCCUUCCUGUACCGCCUGUACCGGGAGGGCAGGCCUGGCGGCAUCCUGGCAGACGACAUGGGCCUGGGUAAGACCAUCCAGAUCAUCGCCUUCCUCUCGGGCAUGUUCGACGCCGAGCUCAUCCGGCACGUCCUGCUCAUCAUGCCCACCACCCUGGUCAGCAGCUGGCUGGCGGAGUUCGCUCGCUGGACCCCCGGCCUGCGCGUCAAGGAAUUCCACGGCACCAGCAAGAUGGAGCGCACCAGGAACCUGGAGAGGGUCCAGAGGAGGAACGGCAUCGUCAUCACGAGCUACCAGAUGCUCAUUAACAACUGGAAGCAGCUUGCCAGCAGCUACGAGCAGGAGUUUGUCUGGGACUAUGUCAUUCUCGACGAAGCGCAUAAAAUCAAGUGCCCGUCUAACAAAACAACCAAGUGUGUGUACGCGAUUCCUGCAAAGCAUCGCCUCCUCCUCACGGGCACCCCAGUGCAGAACAACCUGCGGGAAAUGUGGUCUCUGUUUGACUUUGCGUGCCAAGGCUCUCUCCUGGGAACGGCCAAAACUUUUAAAAUGGAAUAUGAGAAUCCUAUUACUAGGGCAAGGGAGAAGGAUGCAACUCCAGGUGAGAAAGCACUGGGGCUAAAGAUAUCUGAGAAUCUGAUGACAAUUAUAAAGCCUUAUUUCCUCAGAAGAACCAAAGAAGAUAUCAACAACCAUCGCGCUGACAAACCAGGUGCUCCUCUUCCUGCGGAUCCAGGCGAGAACAGUGUUCCUGUCAUGCCAUCUCUCACUAGGAAAAAUGACUUUGUGGUGUGGGUGUACUUGGCACCGGUGCAGGAAGAAAUCUACAGGAACUUUCUCUCCCUGGAUCACGUGAAAGAAGUGCUGAUGACAACCCGGUCGCCUUUGGCUGAGCUGACCGUCUUGAAGAAGCUGUGUGACCACCCCAGACUUCUGUCUGCAAGAGCGUGCAUCCAGCUGGGCUUGGAGGAGCAGGAGUGCUCUGAGCACGAUCACAGCAGCGAAGCAGGAACGCUUUCAGGCGCUAAUAAAAUAGAUCACCUCUCCGAGGAGACCCUGAUUCAGGAGUCAGGGAAAAUGCUGUUCCUCGUAGGACUUCUAGAAAGACUGCGAGAAGAAGGACACAGAACCCUGGUGUUCUCGCAGUCGAGGAAGAUGCUGGAUAUCAUAGAGCACGUCUUGUCUCACAGACGAUUCAAGAUCAUGCGUAUUGACGGAACGGUCACCCACCUAACGGAGCGGGAGAAGCGCAUUAACGCCUUUCAGACUAACAAGGGCUACUCAGUCUUCCUGCUCACCACCCAAGUUGGUGGCGUUGGUAUCACCUUAACAGCAGCCAGCCGAGUGGUGAUCUUUGAUCCCAGCUGGAAUCCAGCCACAGAUGCUCAGGCUGUAGACAGGGCUUACAGGAUUGGGCAAAAAGAGAACGUAGUAAUCUAUAGACUGAUUACCUGUGGUACAGUGGAGGAGAAAAUAUACAGGCGGCAAGUGUUUAAGGAUUCCUUAAUAAGACAGACUACCGGUGACAAAAAGAACCCGUUCAGGUAUUUCUCCAAACAGGAACUAAGGGAGCUUUUCACAUUAGAAGAUACUCGAACAUCUGCGACUCAGAUCCAGCUGCAGUCUCUGCACGCCACCCAAAGGAAGACUGACCUGCAGCUGGAUGAACACAUUGCUUACUUGCACUCUCUGGAGAUGUUUGGCAUUUCUGAUCACGACUUGAUAUACACGAGGGAAAUGGCUCACGAGGAGCAGGUUGAGAGUGAGGAAGCCCAUCAGUACAUUCAGCGGAGGGUGCAGAAAGCCCACGAGCUAGUUCAGUUAGAGUCUCAGCUUAGGGACCAGAGGAUGGAGGGGAUCAGAAAUGCUUGUGAAGAGAUGUGGCAAAGACCACCAGAACUGGUUUCCGAGCCCAGGAAGCGGUCUCCAGCGUUGAACAACAUAAAUCACUUUGUUCCAGCACCAGCAGCUGAUAAAGACGAAAAUGACCAAGUUACUGAUCUUACAGAGGACGAGGAGGUCCAGGUUCUUAAUGUCAGCUCCAAAAUGACAACUCUGACUAUUGAUGACUUGGAUGAAGAGAAGCUGGCACAAGAUGUGUCCAGUACGGACGCAGAGCUGCUUAAAACCAGCAAGGCAGAGAAACGAUCUGAUACACAAGAAUCUGAGCAAAAUCUUGAAUCAAGCACUGUACCAUCAUCACCUGGACUUCUUCUACCUGAUGAGGCGAGCCGGAGUCUCGGACAGAAAUGGCGUUCCCAUGUAAAUGCAGACAGCCUGACUGAGGCAGGGAACGGCCUGUCUGGGCAUUCGUCUAACGAGUCUAGUAUGGCUGACGAUCCCAAGAGGUUAAGAGAUGCAGAAAUGUCAGAUCGGGUGCUUGACCCGCAUGCUGCCUUGGGGACAGGCAAGAAUGACAUUCCUGAGCUAGGUUUGGCCGCCGCAGUGUCGAGUUCAUCAAACACUAUGCUAGAAAUCCAUGCCGGGCUCCAGAAGUCUCAUGUGCUGGAAACCAGCUUGGAGGGAACGUCUGUGCCUUCUCUCCAGGAUGAAGUUGACUUCAAUCUGGUCUUGGAAGAGUCUGAAGAUGGAAGUAAAGAUGCCUCAAAUGAGGGAAGAUCACUGGAGCACCCAGAGAAGGAGGGCUUCCAACUAAAAGCAGAAAGUUUUUACAAGUCUCCAAGAAACACUUUGUUAAGUGAGGAAAAGCCAAAUGGCUCCCCGCAAGGGAGCGAAGCAUCAGAGGAAAGCAGUGGUGACUUUAUUUUUGGUAGAAAGAAAUGCUUAAAAAGAAUUGUCUCAGACAGCGAGGAUGAAGACUGUUCUGUUAUCAUCUUGGAGGAAAACCAGUCUGAAAAAAGGCCCUCUCCCUUGAGCAGCCCUCUGCAUCAAUUUCGGGAGGGAAUUAGUUCUUCCACCCCUAAAUGUGACAGAGGUAUAGCAAAAGUCAUCUUUUCUCCCCAGCUAACAAACAGCAGUAACAGGUCUACUGCUUCCAGGCGAUCCCUAAUCAACAGGGUGGUAGAUGAGGUUGAGGACAUUGAAGAAAUCAUGGGAACCACCGAUGAAGAUGAUGGUGAUGAGGAGCAAGAGAACCUUGUGGAAGAAGAAGCUGAAGAGUUUAGUGGGGAAUCUGCCAAGCCUGAAGAAGAACCUGCUGGAGAAACACUCGAUACAACUGAGGAAUCCUUCCACCUAGACAGUAUGCCCUCCGAGCAGUCUGACACAGAGGAGACGGAGUCACCUCAGGAGGAAUCCACUGGCGAUGCUGAGCUUCAGUCAGGGGAACAGAUAGACUACUUCACCCGGGAAAGCGUCUCCGAUAGAGAGCCUGCUCAGAGCUGCUCUCCUGCCGCAGGCGAUUACAAUACCUUGGUACACAGCGGGAAGAAACUUAUGGAUAACGGAAAACCACAGGAGGCAUUGAACUGUUUCCUGCAAGCUCUUGACAUAAGAAGUGGAGAUCCGGAAGUUAUGCUGAUGACUCUGAACUUGUACAGACAGCUAGCUCAGAAGUGAAACGUGUAUACCUUUAUUAAGUACGCCUUCUUCCGAUUGAACGUUGGUCUGAACUACAUCACUCUGGUUGGGUGGGUUAACCG
Molecule: messenger RNA, 3650 nt
Organism: Egretta garzetta (little egret)
Lineage: Eukaryota; Metazoa; Chordata; Aves; Pelecaniformes; Ardeidae
Gene: ERCC6L
Product: ERCC excision repair 6 like, spindle assembly checkpoint helicase
Exons: 1
Coding region: 10-3567 (1185 amino acids)
Molecular function (GO): ATP binding; DNA translocase activity; ATP-dependent chromatin remodeler activity
Source: RefSeq, a predicted model, not a curated record